AUGAGUCCUGGGCACCUGCUCCACACUCAGAGCAGAACAGUCUGGAUCUGGGCAGGUGUCCCGGCCCCUGAUGAGGUGACGCCCAGGGGCCCGCAUGCACACAGCACUUACCUGGGCUGCACAGGGGGUGAGGGGGGUGGCAGCCUGGCACCCAACAAACACCCAGCUGUGUCUCAGGGUCACCCGCAGGACAGGCCAGAGUCCUUGUCAAAGCGCUCAGUGAGGAGGGGGCUGCAGCCGACCCACGGGGAGGGGGCUGCUGACAGUGACCGUCUGCACUGUCUCAGCUCCAGAUGUUCUCCUCACACUCUGUAA
Knipowitschia caucasica is the source of this 315-nucleotide messenger RNA. NCBI's taxonomy places the organism in Eukaryota, Metazoa, Chordata, Actinopteri, Gobiiformes, Gobiidae. The record is from the annotation of a GenBank genome assembly.